This is a messenger RNA of Postia placenta MAD-698-R-SB12, 1156 nucleotides long. RefSeq lists its product as hypothetical. NCBI's taxonomy places the organism in Eukaryota, Fungi, Basidiomycota, Agaricomycetes, Polyporales, Adustoporiaceae. Gene Ontology annotation, molecular function: DNA binding. The transcript has 7 exons. The coding region runs from base 106 to 963 and encodes 285 amino acids. The record is from RefSeq and is a predicted model, not a curated record. Gene Ontology annotation, cellular component: nucleosome. Gene Ontology annotation, biological process: nucleosome assembly.
CCCGCCCCCGCCCCAUAAUUGCGCUUUCCGUCCCCCGCUACUGCAAGCGACCCUGCCCUUCAAACUCUCAUCCCCAACACAUUAUUCAGCGACCACAUACUAGCAAUGGCAGCUGCUAAGAAAUCGUCCGCUUCCAAGGCAGCCUCCGACAAGAAGGCUGCAGCUCGCGCCGCUCCCGCUCAUCCGCCGUGGAUCGACAUGAUCAAGGAGUGUAUUAUUGAUCACAAGGAAGAGGCCCGAACCGGCGUCUCCCGGCCACAGAUCAAGAAGUAUGUCGAGGAGAAGUACGACAUCGAAAUUGGCAACGCCCAGAUUACUCAGCUCAGCAGGGCUAUUACCACUGGUGCCGAUAAAGGCAUCUUCGUUCUCCCAAAGGGUCCGUCUGGUCGUGUGAAGCUUCCCCCCAAGGCUACUCGCCCUGCAGGCGAGGCUUUGGCACCGAAAGAGAACCAGCCUGAAGAAAAGCCUAAGGCUGCUAAGGCCCCUGCGAAGCCCAAGGUUCCGGCGAAGCCUGCCAUGAUCACUGCGAAGAAGCCUAUCAUUGGGAAAAAGCCCGUGGCCCCGGCAAAAGCGGCGCCUGCCAAGAAGUCAACCUCGACAUCCAGGACGGCGACCAAGUCAGCAGCCACGAAGUCGACCUCUACGACUAAAGCCAAAGCAGCUCCCCCCAAGGCGAAGAAGGCCGAGACGAAGAAGACUGAGACGAGGAAGACUGAUACCAAGAAAGCUGAACCCAAGAAGGCACCUGCGAAGAAGGCGGCGCCUGCUAAGCCCGCUAAGAAGACUACUGCACCGAGCAGGCGGGAUGCCGCUAAGAAGGCUGUUACCGGGGAAAAGCCCGCUUCCUCCAAGGCUAAGCCCGCUUCGAAGGCUACUAAGAAAGCACCCGCAAGCAAGGCCGCGAAGGACAGCGCUCCUCAGGCGCCAUCUUCGCGCAGCGCAAGGGCUGCGAAGCGAGCGUAAGCUCUUAAGUCUAUCUAUGAUAUUCUCGACCUCUUUACGACGUCUCGUCUGCGGCCUGUACAUCUCUUCUCUCUAAUCUCUUCUACGAAUUCCUUCUGUCCUCACCUAUUAUGUGCGCGUAUCGUACUCCAUCUGCACGAUAGUCUGCCUGUGUCUCGUAGUAACGUAUCGUAACGCGUCGUAUGUGGAUGUA